Molecule: messenger RNA, 802 nt
Organism: Hordeum vulgare subsp. vulgare (domesticated barley)
Lineage: Eukaryota; Viridiplantae; Streptophyta; Magnoliopsida; Poales; Poaceae
Exons: 4
Coding region: 1-573 (190 amino acids)
Source: RefSeq, a predicted model, not a curated record
AUGGGGGAGCGGGGGCUGCGGGAUCUGGGCGUCGGGGCGGUUGGAGCGGGGGUUGCGGGGCCGAUGCGGUCAACGCAGCAGGGCGCGCGGCGCGGCCAGCUGGGCAGGAUCUGGGCGCGAGAGGGGCGGGAAGCCGGGAACAUGCGCGUGCUGGGCCGGGUUCUGCCGGACCGGGCCGGCCUGUUUGGCCAGGUAUGGGCCCACUCCCGCCCGCGUCGCGUCGGCCUAACCGCCUCCCUCCACGAUGGCAGAGACAGAGCAACCCCCAGCGCGGAAUGGAGCCCGCGCCGCGCCGCCGUGGCGCACUUCGCCGAUCUCCCCGAGCCCUUCCAGCACCGGAGAACAAUACCGGCGCUGUCUUCCCCGAUUCCGGCAGAUACUGCCGAUCCCGAGUCUAGCGUGCUCAGUGAGAAGCUUGCUCUGGAAUCUGGACUGGGUCUGCGUGAAGAGGAAAAACGUGUGGGCAUGAGCGAGAUCAGGCAUUUGGUUACCGACCCACACCGUGUGUUUGCCAAUUGCCAUAAGAGCUUGACAAUUUGUAUGCAAACACUUGAGGCCCUUGCUCUGAUAUGAAAUUGGCAUGCAUUUAAGCAAGCAAACGUCAGUUGAUACAAAGGAUGUUAGGUUUUCGUAGCGUACUCGUUGCUGUUAAAAUGUUCUUUUGAUCACAACUGUUAGUGUUCUUUCGUGUAUUUUUGUUGGCUGCAAGAAGCAAUCUUGCAGUUCUGACGGUGAUGUAGCAUAUCCAAUUGCUUUUACUUCUGUAUGCGCUUCACUAUGCAAUAUAACUAAACUUCUGUUA